AUCAAUAUAUCGAGACAUGGUUGUGCCCUUGGCGAGUUACUGGUCGCAUCCCACCAUCUUCGAGGCCAUUCGCCCACACCUGUUUGUGUUGACCGCUGAAGCAUUUCCCCAUGUUUAUCAAUGGACCACCUAUCCAAUCACGUCCCUGCUCGAACGUAUAUGGGAACAUUUCCUGCCCGUCCUCACCAAAGGUGGUAAACCUGCCCCUCAAGUCGUUGAAUUAUGCUCCGUCCUCGAACGCGCGUUGGCGUAUGCUCAUACUGGAAACUCAAAAGUAAUCGCUACAAGUCUCAUGAGGCCUUUGUGGUUGGUAAAGAGUCUCUUGGAACAAGUGCGAUUUUCCCACACUCCCUGCGUUCCCGUCGCCAUCAGUCCUUCAGAGUGGCCCACCCUCACCAACAUGAAUGUCCCGGCCAUCGCAUCCAAGCGCUCGCAAAUAUUGACGUAUGGGAAUGAUCAUUUUGAGGCAUGCAUCGUCUCAUUCCGUCUCUGUCCUGUCGUUAAUCGAGUUCCUCUCCUAGGCAUAUAAGGCAGAGUUUCAUAUACAGCUCUCGGUCAAUCAGCUGGCACCCAAUACCUUCAAGUCAUACAC
Molecule: messenger RNA, 592 nt
Organism: Suillus subaureus
Lineage: Eukaryota; Fungi; Basidiomycota; Agaricomycetes; Boletales; Suillaceae
Exons: 3
Coding region: 17-529 (170 amino acids)
Source: RefSeq, a predicted model, not a curated record